Messenger RNA from Tarenaya hassleriana, 1110 nucleotides. RefSeq lists its product as uncharacterized. Bases 1 to 1110 code for a protein of 369 amino acids. The transcript has a single exon. NCBI's taxonomy places the organism in Eukaryota, Viridiplantae, Streptophyta, Magnoliopsida, Brassicales, Cleomaceae. The record is from RefSeq and is a predicted model, not a curated record.
AUGCUGAGCUCAUCGGCUUUCAGAGGUAGACCUAACAAAGACUCGAUCCCUCACUUGACUCGAUUCAAUCUACUAUGCCAGUCAGUGGAGAUAGUCCGCGGAGUUACCGAUGAGUCUCUCAUGCUCAUAGCCUUUCCAUUCUCCUUAAUGGAUACUGCUCUCGAAUGGCUCUACACACUACCUCCAGAUUCCAUAUUCUCAUGGGAACAGAUACAAGAAAAGUUCAUGCAGCGGUUCUUCCCCACUAGCAAGACCCAGCUCGCGAAACAACAGAUUAACUCAUUUUUGCAGGAACCUGAUGAAUCCUUACGGGAAGCUUGGAAUCGCUUUCAAGGAUACCAGAGAACAUGUCCUCACCAUGGAUGGGAUAAAAGGUACCUUAUUUCCACUUUCUUGCAGGGAUUAAAGGAGGACACUCGGGUUCUUAUUCGAGUAGCAUGUGGAGGAAGCCUCAACGAAAAGUCAUUCGACUUCAUAGAGCAACAGAUCAACAAGAUGGCCAACGAGUGUGCUCCCUCUCACGAGUUUAUCAGAAACGUUAGCCUCAAAGACAGUCGUGCAGGUAAGGAAAGUCUAUCUGAAAUUCAGGCAUUACGUGCAGAAUUGGCAAAACUUAAAAUGCAGGUUGAGAAUGCCCAUCUGAUCUCAGACUUAGACACAUCAGCCAACGGGUAUAAGAUCGAAGACGUCUACUAUGUAGAUAACAACCUGUACUCGAACGUGUCCAAUUCGGGGUGGAAGAAUCAUCCAAACUUCUUGUACAAGAAUUCUUCCAACGUCUUGAAUACUCCACAUGGAAAUUUAUGUGGUCCAUCUAAUCAGGGUCUUUCUCAAGGACAUCAACCUCGACCCCGAUCUCUCCCACAACAUCAGAAUCAGGCCGUUCAACACUACCUAGCGCCUCUUCAAUUUCAGCAGAAUUACGCUCUGUCUCCGCCUCCACCACAGGUAGAUUUUGACCUCGAUCUUAAGUCUAUGUUCGCAAAGCUUAUGCAGGAUCAAGAAGUCAUUCGCACCGAGAUGCGUGAACAUCAACAGAUCGACGCCCAUUUCAAGGUUAUCGAUAAUCAAAUAGCUCAACAUGCUCCCUCUAUACCUUCGCGACCUUAA